AUGGCGGAUGCACAGGACCCACCAAUGGAUCGAGCAGAGAUGGCUGCGAGGCGGAAUAAAGAUGCGCUUCUUGAUGUUUUGGAUACUCGACUUGAACACUAUUUGCAUACACUGCAUGAAUAUCACGACAUUAUGCAGCAGCUUUCCGCAGAGCUAUCCUCGGUAAGCAAUGUUUACGUUUGGUUAAUGGCACGUGGUGUUGAUGCCAACAAGGGUUACAUGUCGCUUGCUCAAGCAAACUUUUACAAUUCGUCCUCUGCGAUCCGUUACGGACAGGACUGCUAUGACGAACGUAUGCAGAGUGUACGCAAGAACAAGCGAACGAAAUCCAAGGACCGGGCCUCCCUUCCACAGGUUCAGAAGCUAGAGAAGGAGAAACAGGCCCUACUUCCGAUUUGGAUGACGAGCCCGCCCAAGGAUCAAGGGACAACCAAGAAGAAACCGGAUCUGUCGGAAAGCCUACAGAUCCUCUCAGAUGGUUUGGUAUCCUUGUUCCGCCCGCACUACGUACUGCGCAAUCUACAUUUGUAG
Molecule: messenger RNA, 531 nt
Organism: Alternaria arbusti
Lineage: Eukaryota; Fungi; Ascomycota; Dothideomycetes; Pleosporales; Pleosporaceae
Exons: 2
Coding region: 1-531 (176 amino acids)
Source: RefSeq, a predicted model, not a curated record